CAUGGGGCCAUAGUAGGUGCGUUAUAGGCAUCUCGUACUAUUUUUACUAUUUGUCUAAGUAAAAAAUGAUGAUACUACGAUAUAAUACUUUUCUUUUGAUCUUAGUGGUGUUUAUUAAAGCAAAUUAUGCUCAAGUUUCUGACGAGGAAUAUGGGUCGAUGCCAGAUUUGUUCCAUCAAGACAAUUUUGACAAAUGCAUGCUGCUAAAAGAUCAAGCUUUCUAUUGCUCAUUUACGUAUCAAUUAGAACCCCUAGAUCGAUCAAAUCCUCCAGAAGUAUGGGGUAUUAUACAGAAAGUUAUCAACGCAUCUACAAACUACAGACAUGACAAAUUAAGGCAUAGUAUAUGCGUGCCUCAUACAUGUCCUAACGUGUCCAAAGCAUCAGAUGAUGAUCCAAAGUUAUGGAAAGGUAUCCAGGAUUGUUACAAUAGCAAAUUUUCAGAAGGCGGAUUCAAGGGAAAAGUGAUUGAUAUGAGCUGCGAUACACAGUAUUCAAAAUAUCCAAUUGACUGGUUAGAUAUAAUAUGUGGGGUAGUUUUUGUGGGUUAUGUAGUAUUUGUAUUCUAUGCUACAUAUUAUGAGGGUGUGGCCCGGUACGAAUCCAAGGAAGUAUACAACCAACUGAUGGAAACUCCUAAAGGAAAAUUAUUGUCUGCUUUUUCCAUCACUAAAAACUGGAUAAGACUGAAAACAGUAAAUAGUACUAAAGAAGUGGAAAAAUUACGAUGUAUACAAGGGAUGAGGUUAUAUAAUACAUGCCUGGUGGUUAUGUCUCAUACCGCACUUAGUCUUAUCGGUCCACCAGUAGCUAAUACAAAAUACCCCGAAUCAAUGCAUCAGAACCCAGGUAGACUGAUAUUUUCCAGUGGACCUAUAUGUGUUGGUACCUUUUUCCUAUUUUCGACUUUCUUGCUAUCUAAUGGACUAUUUGAUUACCUGAAAGACAAGAAGGAAAUGAACAUGAAGAUGAUUGUUUUUGCUAUAUUCAACAGAUUUUUUAGGUUAACGCCAACAGUACUAGUGGUGGUACUGUUCCACGCAACGUGGUUACGUCAUUUGAGUAGCGGUCCUAAAUGGAACGAGUUCGUUGGCUACGAGUUUCUAAAAUGUCGUGCCAAUGGCUGGACAAAUAUUUUGUAUAUUAACAAUUGGUAUGAUACGUAUGUCAUGUGUGUUCCAGUUACAUGGUACCUGGCGCUGGACACCCAGUACUUCGUCAUGGCACUGUUUUUGAUCAAGUUCCUGAAAGCAAACGAAAAACACUUCUCACUUAUUAUAGGAACCAUCUUGGGCCUGACAAUGAUUGCUAGUUUCUGUCAAAAUUAUUACUACGAUUUUUCGGCGUUGAUACUUCCCGUACCCGAGUUUUUCUAUGGCAUAAAGGAUUUACUGGGAAGCUUUCAAUUUCACUACCAGGUCGGUAGUUUUAUUGGCAAUAUAUCUCCAGCAACAAUAGGCAUUGCUUUUGGUUAUUAUUUCUACAAACAUAAGUACGAUGAACCUGAUCAAUAUAUAUUUCGAACAAAGUUUAGGCAAGGAAUAUGGUGGAUAAUGACUUUUAUAACAGCUUUCCUUUACUUGAUUAUCACCGGAUCUAUAAUAUUAAAUGUGGAGACUGAACACAAUGCCUUCUGGGCAUCCGUCUAUGUAGCUGUUUCUCGUCCACUGUUUGCUUUCAUCAUUGGACUGGGCGUUAUUGGGUUUACGGAAGGAAUCGGCUGGAUAGCUUUAAGAGUAGUACAGUGGUCUCCUACUUAUGUUUUGGGACGACUGACAUUCAGUGUCUAUUUAAUACACAUGUCAGUAAAUUUGGUGAAACCUGGCAUGGCCAGAUUUCCAACGUAUGCUAGCGAUUCUGUUUUGUUUAUUACUUUCCUUGGAGAUAUAGCGUUAAUAUACAUAUUGGCUACGAUCCUGGCACUUCUAGUGGAACUUCCAGUAUCCCAACUACAGAAACAAGUUUUUUCAUUUGAAAAAGUGAAAAAGACAACCACCGAUAAAGAGGAGUAAAUAGUGAUAUCUUUUUACCACAAUAAAUAUAUUUAAUUUGAUA
Sitophilus oryzae (rice weevil) is the source of this 2055-nucleotide messenger RNA. RefSeq names its product O-acyltransferase like protein-like. The record is from RefSeq and is a predicted model, not a curated record. The transcript is spliced from 12 exons. Bases 66 to 2012 code for a protein of 648 amino acids. Lineage: Eukaryota; Metazoa; Arthropoda; Insecta; Coleoptera; Curculionidae. Gene Ontology annotation, molecular function: acyltransferase activity, transferring groups other than amino-acyl groups.